AUGGCGCAAGCUAGACAUCCGCAGCAACAGCCACCCCCGCCGCCGCAAUUCUCACAACCUUUCUCCCCACCUGUCUCUUCGCCAUCUCCAAACUCGAUCGCAUCUCCUGUGAACGGAGGCGCUGCACCACCUCCAACGAAACGCCCCCGUCUCUCCCCUCUGCCGCCCUCUCAAAACCAGUCUCCUUACGGUUCUCCCAGCUUCAACGCGAUGCAGCUGCCGCAAAACCAGUCACAGAUGAACGGAACCCCGAUGAAUAUGAGCAUGAAUAUGAACGUUCCUUCGACGCCCACCGCUGCUCCUCCGGGGACUAUGGGUCCUCCUUCUCGUCCAGCGGAGAAAGCCAUGGACAAACCCAAUGAUAAAACAACGGACGCUGCUGAGCUGACAGAUGUUUUGGCGUCGUCUGGAAUUGAUGUGAGGGAAGAGGAAGCAUUCCUCACACAGAGCUUUUCGGGGCAGACCGCGCAGGCGCAACCUCCCCAAAGAGGAUCACACUCGCAAUAUCCGCCACAGAUCAAUACAUCUUUCACUUCUCAGGGCUCUACUCCAGGCACUCCGUCAGCUUCGGCUAGCUUUGGCGAUUUGCCCCAGACUAAGCCAGCAGUCGCCCAGCAAUCUUUCCACGCUCAGUCCCCGCAUCCCCAUGUUCCUUUCAAAGAUCCCAACGAGCCGACGCGUGAGGACACCAUUGCAGCACGACGUGCGCAGUAUCACAUCCAGGAACCCUUCUUGAUCACGAAACUCCUGGAACAGAAGCUUCAGAAGCGAGGCUUUGACCUUGGUGUUCGGAUUCCCUCAGAGGGACUUUUCCAUCCUGUGCCUGGUCGACCACAGCCCAUUGAAGUUACUGGUCCGGAUGGCUCCUCUGUGGUGCGAACUGGUCAGACAAUUCUCAACCAAGAAGGCGCUCCACUUGUGGAUAUCCUGAAUCUUCUGUCGAUUUCAACUGAAGAGCGAAUCAGGGGCGUCAUCGACUACGCCUCGACUCUGGCUCGAAGUCGCCGCGCACAUUCUCACGGUGUGGUUCCAACUGAGUGGAAGGAUGUCGCGAAACCUGUUGAACAGACUACAGCUACUGAAACCCCCAUGAAACGCCCUCAUUCCGCCAUUGAUUCCUCUGGCGCCAAACCAAAUGCGCCAAGAUACCGAACAUUAGUCACCCGAGAGAGUUCAGUGGAGGAUAAGCGUGCAGCCAAGCGUGCCAAACGCACCAGCAAUGCAAUCCUUGAUGAGGCGGGUCGAGCUGACUCUGUCGAUCCGACUGGAUCUGCACCUUCCACUCCCCUCGGCGAACGGGCGCCUAGUUUCGAUAAAAAGUCCAUGACGAAGAAAGAAGCGAAGAAAAUGCAUGACUCCAAGGCAACCGAAGCCCAGCAGCAUGCACAGUCUGUCGAGACGGCCCGCAUGGCUUUGUCGGGCGGCAGUCGCAGUAUGUUUGGUGCCAAAAAGUCAUACUCAUGGCUAAAGCCUGGAGGCCAGGCCAGUGGGUUCUCAUCUCCUUCUCGUCCGAUUCCCUCCACUCCUACCGCCGGUCCCGAAAAGACCAGUGUCGGGGAACCUGCGUCCAAUCAGACACAACGUCGUCUCGGAGUGUGGCGCGAAGAUCAGGAGAAAGGGACCGGGAUCCAGGUCCGAGAUAUCCUGUUCAUGCUAGAGGCCGAUGGCCGGGCGACCAGGCAUGUCCAGAAGGGUUACCUCAAGGAUCCCAAAGAGGAUCGGGAUCAUGGAAACUGA
This is a messenger RNA of Penicillium bovifimosum, 1737 nucleotides long. RefSeq lists its product as uncharacterized. Gene Ontology annotation, cellular component: transcription factor TFIID complex. NCBI's taxonomy places the organism in Eukaryota, Fungi, Ascomycota, Eurotiomycetes, Eurotiales, Aspergillaceae. The transcript is spliced from 2 exons. The coding region runs from base 1 to 1737 and encodes 578 amino acids. The record is from RefSeq and is a predicted model, not a curated record. Gene Ontology annotation, biological process: DNA-templated transcription initiation.